UUCAGAUCUGGAGGCUUUAACUGGACUGAAAGCGCCAAGUGAAGUCAGUGUCAGUAGCAGUAGAUUGAUGGAAGAAUCCCAGCAACCACAGACGUUUUCUGAGGUGCCCAUCAGCUUGGCUGAAAGCAAAGAGGACGACAGGGAGUCCCAAAGGUGGAGUCGACUUCACUCCCAGAUCUCUAAAAAACUGAUCACUUUGACAAAAGCUAAAGAGGAGCAUCAAAGCCUGAUGAGUGCAGGAGAUGGAGGAAACGGUGAAAAGGUUCCAGAAAAGGAGUCGAUGUCAACUGGAUCUGCUUCUGCAGUUCUACAGCGAACACAUGAAUCCAUCAACAUGCUAAGACAAAUAGUGAGGGCUACAGGCGGGUCUGCAGGUGAGAAGAAGGAGCUAUAUGAGGCAGUUCGGAGAGUCCUCUUCUGUCUGGACUCUCUGACUGACCUGCUGUUGACUCCUGGUGGUGCUGGUGAAGCUGAUUCUCAGCUGAGGCUGCUGCAGCAAGAGUGUGUAUCAGCUGAGCUGGAGACUCUGGCUGAGCUGUUGAGUAAAGUAGCGUCACAGACCGGGCCUGCACUUUCAAAGGACGAGCCAGAUGCUCACAGCUGUCUGAGCUGCCUUCAGGAUUGUCUUCAUACUGUCCAGCUGGUCUUUAACUCCCCCCACCAUCCACUCACUGAACAUCCAGGCACCAAGAGCCAACAGAAGGAGCUCUUCUCCAGCCACCUUCUGGAGGACUUUGAUCUGGGACAGAGUGAGAUCUUCCCCAGUCUGAAGGAUGCUCCGGUGUUAGAGUGUGUGGUGGGCAGACAUCUGAGAGAGAGUCCAGGGGAAAAAGCCAAGCUGCAACAUGCUUCUCGGUCCUUGCUUCAGGGGAUAGCUCGCCUCCUGGAAUUGGGUGAAGAAUGCAUAACAGAAAGACCGAUGAGCCAGGUUCACAACUGCAGUAAACUUCAAACCACUCUCUGCAGACACAAGAAACUCCUUCAGGUCCUCAGGUCCCGGUUGGCAUAUGUCCAGCAUCUAUUCCAACAUGAGCCAGAAGCACUCAGGUGUCAAGAGGAUGAAUGGGUACAGCUGGAAGUCAGGGCCAAAGCACUGCAGCAACAGGCUCUGGAACAGGAGGUGGCUUCUCAAAGGAGGCUCCAGGAGCGGACCCGCUGGGAGGGUAGCUGCGGUCGACUGGGACGGGUGCUGGAUGAGCGUGAAGCCUUCAUCAGCAGCGCGGCACCAGAGGGAGAUGACGAUGAGGAGAUGGUGCAGCACAGACUGGAUGCCUGCCAGCAAACGCUGGUCCAGCUGGAUGAGAGCAGAACUGGUUUAGGACGGCUGCUGGACGAGGGGAAGGUGCUGCAGGCAGAGCCAGGGUUUGCUGCCUGCGUCAGUCAGGCAGGAGGCGCUCUGGAGCUGCGAUGGAGGAGUGUCUACAGGCGGACAGAACAAGAGAUCCAGCGCUGCAGAGACAUUCAGGACACUCGAGCCAGAUUCCAGACUGACUUUGCCGCGGUCAGUGAACGGCUGCUUGGUGCCAACAAACAUCUGAAGACUUUUUCAGAUCAGGGAGAUACCUCUGACCUGAGCCAGGAGUGCGUUAAAAGCAACCUGAUCAAGCUGCUGGACCUCUCCAUGCAAGUGGAGGCCAUGUCAGUGCUGAAGGCGUCUGUAUCCAAGGAUGGCACUAAGCUCCUCCACCUGCAGGAAGCUGAUUGUCCUGCGCUGAGAAGUCAGCUCACCCAGCUGGAGGUCAGCUGGAACACACUGACCUCUGACCUGUCCAAGAAACGAGAGCAGCUGCAGCAGUGUCUGCUGGCAGCACAUCCAUCGGUGGAGCUGCUGUCAGACCUGGAGGACCGGCUAAAAAACAUGGAGGCUCAGCUGACCCAGGAGAAAGAAGGAGUCCUGAAGGCCACAAAUGCAGCUCAGAUCGCUGAAAUCCUGCAGCACUACCAGGUGUUACAGGCAGCUGUGGCCAAUGGGCAGCUCCUCCUGGAUUUCCUCUGCCAGCCUGGAGCUCAGACGGCGGGAGCAGACAUCCAAGCCCUCCGCUCUGAACGCACAAUGUUCACAGAGAAACUGGGAACCUUCAGACUGAAGUGGCAGCACUUUCAGAGGGAGCUGCAGAGCCAGAUUCGUGCAGCUGAGCAGAUACAUCAUAACUGUGCAGGAAGAGAGAGACAUUUGCAGCGUCUUUACGGCUGGAUAGAGCGGCAGAAACAACAACUGAGUCAGUGGAAGCAGCCCACCAGCCAAACUGUGGCUCGCAAGGCUCUGCUGGAGUGGGAGGCUGUUGCGGGCAGAGUGAGGGAGGUGGCUUCAGCUGUGCACGAGCUACAAACCAGACGAGCGCAUGGUGAACAGGGAGGGGAGCACCCAUGUGAUUCUGCCUUUUCUACCCAGGCACAGAGCAGCAGUCAUGCUUGCAGGGAUCUUAGUCAACAGAUGGAAGCUCAGAAGCCAGUUCUUCAACAGACUGUGGAUGACUGGAGCUGUUUCCACAGAAAUCUAAGGGAUGCUAUCCUGCACACCACUAGGGUGCGCUGUGCCCUGCAGCAUCAACAAGCUCCUCUGUUUUCACUAAAGCAGGCAGAAGGAUACUCAGACCUCGUCCAGCAACUCCAGGGAGAGGCUGGUAAAGGAGAAGAGCUUUGGACGGCUGUAGACAAAUCCCAUCAGAGUCUUGUGCAGACUGUCCAUCCUGGAGCAGCACAGGCGCUGCAUGAUCAAAUGGAAGGAGAGCAAAAACGGUGGAACGACGUUGUGCAGGAGAUAAAAGACGAGCACAUGAAGGCUGGAGAGACACUUUCCCUCUGGCAGGAGUACACUCGCCUCUCCGACAGCUGCUCUGUUCACCUGCAAAACCUGCGGCAUCAGUGGGAGGAGCUGUCAAGUUCUUCACUUUCACCUGAACAGGACACACAUCGCUCAGUACAGAAGUUGCAGGAGGCUGCUGAAGAAUUGCAGCGCAGCGUGGGAGAAGUGCUGGCGGUGUCCAAGCCUCUUAUUGGACAGCUAGAACCUCUGGCUGCUAAUUUGAUCCAAGCAGAGACCAGGCUGCUGUCACGUGACAUUCUGUUGCUGAACCAGGCCAUGUCAGGGAAAAACACAAGUCUUCAGGAGAACUUGGACCAACAGAAACUGUUUCAUACUCGACUGGAGGACCUUGAAAAGCAGACACAGAACUUGCUGCAUAAACUGAAGGACACAGACUCUGUGGAGCAAGUUCUCCUGGAGCUCAGUGAUCUGUUCCCAUCACUGGUGGAGAUUAAGGAGAUGAGCAGCUGCAUGACACUGAAGAAGCAGGAGAGGGAGAGACUGCGUGUGCUCAGCAGGGACUGGGCUGAAAGCAUGACUGGUGCAUCUGACAUGAACAGGAAGUUGCAGGCUGAACGUCAGCAUUCCCAGAGCUUUCAGGAGAAGUGUAAGAACCUGACAUCUAUCCAGGAAAAGCUUAAGCAAGAGUCAGUGUGCAGCAAACCUGUGAGUUAUUCAAGCGUCCAGGAGAUGCUGGCUGUCCAUCAGAGGCUUCAGGCUGAAAUAACUACAGGACAUGAGCUUCUGCAGGGCCUGCUCUGUGACGCAGUCAAGCGUAUGGAAAAAGAAACAGGAGAGAAAAGAUCUGAACUCAUGGCACAAGUAGCCUGUGUGAAGGAAAGCUGGUUCCACUCCAUCGCUCUGGCUCGUCACAAUCAAAUAUUAACAAAGGAACAGCUACACCAGUGGAGAAUCUUCCACCGCGGCUUGAAAGUUUUGAAGAAGUUGCUGACAGAUGUCGACUCUUUGCUGCCCCCCACUGGACCUUCUCUGUGCACGCUGCAACAGCUCCAGAACUGUGCGGAUGAUUACCAGUGCGCAGAAGAGUCUCUGGGUCUGCACUCUCCUGUGUACACUCAGACACUGGAGGCUGGCAGACAUUUGUGUGAAACCAUGACAGAGCCGGAGAGUCAGAAUCGACUGCAGUCAGAGCUCCAGGCCAUAGAGGCGGCCUGGGAGCGAAGCUGCUCGCUGGUGGGAAGAAGAGGCCUGGUUGAUAGCACUGUUCAGAUGUGGUCUGAGUGUCAGGAUGGAAUAACCAACAUCAUGUCGGAACUUGAUGAGCUGAAGCUGAAGCAACCACCGUCUGAAGGACCAGAGGACUCUGAGGAAGAGACACUUAUUCAGGAGACCGAGCUCUCUCUGCAGCGACUGGCCGGUGGAUUGAGGGAACUGGCCACCAUGAAGACGGACCUGUCCCAGUAUGUCGCGGCCAGUGACUCGGCUCUACUGGAGCAGCAGCUGGAGCAACUCCACACUCAGUGGGAAGAGCUGUGUAUGAAGGUAUCCUUGCGCAGACAAGAAAUCGCAGACCGCCUCAACGCCUGGACCAUCUUCAAUGACAAGAACAGGGAGUUCUGUGAUUGGCUGACUCAGAUGGAGAACAAGGUGUGCCACGUUGGAGAUCUGAGCAUCGAGGAAAUGGUGGAGAAACUGAAGAAGGACUGCAUGGAAGAGAUCAACCUGUUCAGCGAGAACAAGAGCCACCUGAAGCAGCUGGGAGAGCAGCUGCUGUUAGCCAGUGAUGAGGCCAAGCAGAGCCAGGUCCACGGCUCACUGCAGGAGGUCAACCAGCGCUGGCACAACCUCUUCCACCACAUCGAAGCCAGGGUGAAGAAGCUGACGGAGACUCUGGUGACAGUGCAGCAGCUGGAUAAGAACAUGAGCAAUCUGCGCUCGUGGCUUUCUCGCAUUGAGGCCGAGCUGUCCAGGCCUAUCACCUACAGCGUCUGCCAUGAACAGGAGAUCCAGAGGAGACUGGCUGAGCAGCAGGAGCUGCAGAGAGACAUUGAACAGCACACUGAGGGCGUAGCAUCGGUGCUCAGUCUGUGCGACGUUUUGCUGCGGGACGAAGAUGCUGCUGGUGGCACUGAGGCGGAGAGCGACUCCCUGCAGGAAACCAGCCGCAGCCUGGACCAGCGCUGGAGGACCAUCUGUGCUAUGGCUCUGGACAGGAGGCUCAGGAUCGAGGAAACGUGGACACUCUGGUGUAAGUUCCUCAACGACUACUCCUGCUUCGAGGAUUGGCUCAAGAUGGCUGAGAGAACUGCUGCUAACCCAAACUCUGCUGAUGUCCUUUUUACUGUUGCCAAGGAGGAGCUCAAGAAGUUUGAGGGUUUCCAAAGGCAGGUGCAUGAGCGGCUGACCCAGCUCGAACUGGUGAACAACCAGUACCGCCGCCUGGCCAGGGAGAACCGCACAGACAGAGCCAGCCAGCUCAAAGCCAUGGUCCAUGAAGGCAACCGGCGCUGGGACACUCUGCACCGGAGAGUGGCUGCUGUCCUCCGCAGGCUCAAGUAUUUUACCAGCCAGAGGGAGGAAUUUGAAGGCACCAGGGAAAGCAUGCUGGUUUGGCUGACUGAGCUGGACCUGCAGCUCACCAACGUCGAACACUUUUCAGAAAGUGACGUCCAUCACAAGAUACAGCAGCUCAAUAGUUUCCAGAAGGAGAUCACCCUGAACACUGAGCGCAUUGACGGACUGAUAGUGUUUGGAGAGGGUCUGAUCCAGAAGAGUUCACCGCAGGACGCAGCGCUGAUAGAGGAUGAGCUGGAGGAGCUGCACUCCUACUGCCAGGAGGUUUUCAGCAGACUGGUCCGCUUCCACCAGCGUCUCAGCCAUCCUCCUAUCAAAGAAGAACCAGAGCUCUCUGCUACCACCUUUUCCCUGGAGUCCAGCUUGGAGCUGAUUGGCCGGCCGUGGCUGGGGAGGAACCUCGGCAGCCUCCCGGCCACGCCCACCCACCUGCUGACCUCACCCCUGGAGCGUUCAGGGAGGGAGACACCGGUGAGUGUGGACUCCCUGCCUUUGGAGUGGGACCACACCGGAGACGUGGGAGGGUCAUCAUCACAUGAGGACGAUGAGGAGGAGGAGGAGGAGGAAGACGAUGAAGAGGGAAUCUAUUACAGUGCACUGUCAGUUUCAAGCAGGUCUAUGGCUGCACACGAGCCUCCUCGAUGGCGGCCACCAGGACACACAGCGAACAAGUUCGACACAGAGGGACGCGCUGAGACACCCACCCUCACCAGCACCCCCCUGAAACAGAGCUAUCUGAGUCUCAUGUCUCAGUGCAGCGGCAGCAUCGAGAACAUUAAGAGAGUGUCACUGAUCCUGGAUGACGAGGAGCAGCCGGAGGAGUUUGGUCUGACAGGACUGACUGCCUCAGACAAACAGUCAGGUGUGAUUGAACGCUGGGAGCUGCUCCAGGCUCAGUCCAGGUGUAAUCAGCAGGUCGGCCCUCAGCAGCCUCAACCGCCCACCUCCGAUCUGGACGAUAUCACUUCCUGGUUAGAAAACGUGAUCCCGGAGCUGAAGCGCCUCCAGCAUUCCGACCCAGCAGCCAGCAUCAAGGACAUGGAGGCCAAAGCCAAAGAACUAAAGGAGAUGCAGAAAGCGUUUGCUCGCUACAAGUCUAUCAUGCUGUCUGUCAACCUGCGGGCUGAGGAAGCUCCAGAGCUGCAGGACAGACUGACGAGGAUGAACAGAGACUGGAGCAGAGCGUGUACGGGCCUCCAGCAGUGGGACACCAGUCUGAGGAAGACGCUGAUGCGCUGCCAGGAGUUUCAUGAAACCCUGCACUCUCUGCUGCUGUGGCUGGCUCAUGCAGAGAGCAGACGCUACGCUGUGGACAUCAGCCACCCAGACACAGCCGUCAGAGCCCUGCAACAACACAGCAGCACACUCACUGACCUGCGGGACGAGCUGCGGGGCAGGCAGGCCCAGCAGGCCUCCCUUCAGGCUCUGUGGUCUCAGCUCCAGCCUGAAGACGGAGCAGAAGAGAGCGACGAGGCCCAGGAGAAGCUCCACGUGACGGGAAGCAAGUUGAAGUUGCUGCUGAGGCAGGUGGACCAGGACCUCAGCACCCUGCAACAGCGUCUGGAUUGUGAAUCUGCAUCAGCUGUUCAAGCCCAAAGUACAUCAGCAGACCAGGAGGCCCCACAUUCAAAGAAGAGUCCCUCCUCUCAGAGAGAACGGAGGGAAUCUGGCCGCCCUCGAUCCUUCUUCUACCGGGUCCUGCGUGCCGCCUUCCCCCUUCAGCUCCUCUUCCUGCUCCUGCUGCUCCUCCCCUGUCUGAUUCCCAUGUCGGAGAGUGACCCCAGCUGCACUGUGGCCAACAACUUUGCCCGCUCCUUCUACCCCAUGCUGCACUACACCAACGGCCCACCGCCCACCUGAGUGGAAUCUGCAUGGAAACAGAGACAUUUUCUAAAGCAUACACUGAGAAACACAUGGCACCUUUUCUGUCAAAGUGAAACAUGUACUGACAUAUAAAACUGAUAUUAUCAUUCAAGAUUUUUAUUUAAAUGUAUUUGUAAAGAUUUGACCUUAUAGCAUAGUGUAUGUAUUCCCUGAAGAGAACCACACGUUUGACUGUCUUCCAAUCAGUGCAGGUAAAUAUUUUAGUUGUAAUAUUGUAAAGAUCUUGACACCAUUCACGAUAUCAUUCACUUUAGCUACUUGCAGACUGGCCACAGCACUGUGAGGAGUCAUAGAUGAGGUCUGGUUUAGGCAGCACAUACUCCAGCAGCAGCAGAAAGAUGUAGAGUAACAGGUCAGAUAGUUUUAUCAUCCCUAAACGAGGGGGUGACAAGAAGACAGCAAAUAUAUUCCAGGGAGUUCAGCGGAUAAUAACUAAGGGGUGGAGGUGUAACUAAUCAAAUAAGUUGAUGUAAUCGCAGUAUUUUGUCCCUGCUUGAAAAGAUAAAAGGUUCGUAUGAUGGAUAAUCAUGCCUUAACAUCCCCUUUCACUGAACGAGGCUGCUUUAGUGGGUUUUCACAAACCAUCACUCUGUAACUUAUUGUCCCUGAGCUCCAUGUUCUUGAGAUCUGCAUGUUCAUAUUUAGGUUAUGUCAUGAACUGUUAACAUUUCAUUUUGUCUGAUGUUAUCCUUCCUGUUAGACUGAACACUUUAUUUUAUACAACAAAAGAAACACACUGCUUACAUUUGAAUGUAUUCUAUAAAGAUCAACAGAAGAAAAUGUCAUUUUAUACACAUACUUGUAUUUUCAUAUUUUUGUAGAUGUGAUUUGUCUUGUGUAGAUUGUGAGCAGACACUUCCAUAUCUUCUGGUGCACUGUUAAGACAUUAUAGAUUUACUGGGAUGUUUAUGUACAGAAUGUAAUAAUAUAAUGCUUAUUUAUAACAUCAAGACAUGGAUUUAUGAGCCUGAUUUUCUGGUAGUAAACAAUGAUUGUCUCACA
This is a messenger RNA of Stegastes partitus (bicolor damselfish), 8227 nucleotides long. RefSeq names its product nesprin-2-like. Lineage: Eukaryota; Metazoa; Chordata; Actinopteri; Pomacentridae. Gene Ontology annotation, molecular function: protein binding. The transcript is spliced from 46 exons. Bases 68 to 7201 code for a protein of 2377 amino acids. The record is from RefSeq and is a predicted model, not a curated record. Gene Ontology annotation, cellular component: membrane.